UCUAGAUUCGUGAUGCUUCACAGAGCUGCUUGCAUCAACCAGCGAAAAGCCAUAUUCAAACAAUACCCAUAAUACUCCGCCAAGGCCGAAAGCUAUACUCAAACCUUCGAAAUACUCACAACGUAAUAGCAAUCCAAGAAGCAAUUGCAAUCAAGGCCCCAUCAUGAAGAUCAAAGCCCUUAGCCGGAGCAUUUCAGCGCAACAAGUGCCAGGCUCAGAAGCCAAGCGCGCGCCACGAAACCUUGCCCCGGAAAUUCACCCCUUCGAGCGAGCUCGGGAAUACCAAAGAGCCCUCAAUGCCGUCAAACUAGAACGCAUGUUUGCGAAGCCGUUUCUUGCGCAGUUAGGGAAUGGCCAUGUGCAGGGCGUGUAUAGCAUGUGCAAAGACAAGAACUCACUGAGCUCAAUAGCAUCAGGGUCUGGCGACGGUGUGGUGAAGGUCUGGGAUCUUACCACUCGAGAUGAGGCUUGGCGGACGGCCGCGCAUUCCAACAUCGUCAAGGGCUUAACCUUCACCAACGACAAGAAGCUGCUAUCGUGCGGCACGGACGGCAUCAAGCUAUGGGACCCCUAUACCACGCCCAACGAUACCACGCCGCUUGCGACAUGGCAGGAGGGCGGGCCGUAUACUGCGCUCUCGUAUCACAGGACGGGCAACGUGUUUGCUGCCUCUUCCGGCGCAGGGUGUAUUCGAGUCUGGGAUUUAGAGCACAGCACAGCUGCCCAGACAAUACAGUGGCCAAGCUUCACAGACACCAUCACGGACGUUUGCUUCAACCAGGUUGAGACGUCCGUCAUUGGCUCCGUAGCCACUGACCGCUCCGUUAUCUUAUUCGACUUACGGACGAACAUGCCCGUCAUCAAAACGGUGCUACACUUUGCGGCCAACCGCAUUGUGUUCAACCCGAUGGAAGCCAUGAACAUGGCUGUAGCGUCAGAAGACCACAAUAUCUACAUCUUCGAUGCGAGGAAUUUCGACAAGGCCCAGAAUAUCCAAAAAGGCCAUGUGGCAGCUGUAAUGGACGUCGAGUUCUCACCCACCGGCGAGGAACUCGUGAGCGGUUCCUAUGACCGCACCAUAAGGAUCUGGCGUCGCGACCAAGGCCAUUCUCGAGAUAUCUACCACACGAAGAGGAUGCAGAGGGUAUUCCGAACCCUCUGGACCAUGGACUCAAAGUAUAUCCUCACCGGAAGUGACGAUGGCAAUGUCCGCUUGUGGCGGGGCAAUGCCUCGGAACGAAGCGGAGUGAAGUCGACGAAGCAGAGGCAAUCGCUCGAGUACAACCAGGCAUUGAUGGAGAGGUACAGUCAUCUGCCUGAGAUUCGCCGCAUCCGCCGCCACAGGCAUCUUCCUAAGGUGGUCAAGAAGGCUGGCGAGAUUAAGCGGGAGGAGCUGGCGGCCAUCAAGCGGAGAGAAGAGAACGAGCGGAAGCACUCGGACAAGAAGUUUCAGAAGCGGAAGAGCGAGAGAGAAAAGGCGAUCCUGGUCAAGCAGCAAUAGGUGGGCGGGAGCGUUUGUGGUUUGUGUGGGUGUUCUUUUGCAUUGCGCGGCGUUCAAGGAGUUGCAACGGUGUCGGGAGAGAUACGUCUCGUGUGGAGGUUUAGAUCGAUACCAUCCAUGUCCGGCGUUGUACAAAUAUGUGGCAAGAUUGAGGGAGAUGUAUCAAGAUCAUUUUGACGCUUCAUGGUUUCUGCGCGAGGGUCACCAGUGUGUGAGAGCCGGAAGCGGAGAGAUAAUGGGCGCCAAUUCUUACAUGCUGGCUUGGAAAUGGCGGUUUCACCGUGCCUAACUUUUGCGGGACGUGUUCGGUCGAGAUUGGAGAGAGGACAGAUCAUGAUCGACGAGUCCUUGCGUCG
This is a messenger RNA of Canariomyces notabilis, 1857 nucleotides long. Its product is annotated as WD40 repeat-like protein. The transcript is spliced from 11 exons. Gene Ontology annotation, molecular function: protein binding. Gene Ontology annotation, cellular component: nucleolus; small-subunit processome. The record is from RefSeq and is a predicted model, not a curated record. Bases 164 to 1501 code for a protein of 445 amino acids. Lineage: Eukaryota; Fungi; Ascomycota; Sordariomycetes; Sordariales; Chaetomiaceae. Gene Ontology annotation, biological process: maturation of SSU-rRNA from tricistronic rRNA transcript (SSU-rRNA, 5.8S rRNA, LSU-rRNA).